Molecule: messenger RNA, 1029 nt
Organism: Trichogramma pretiosum
Lineage: Eukaryota; Metazoa; Arthropoda; Insecta; Hymenoptera; Trichogrammatidae
Product: chymotrypsin-2-like
Exons: 6
Coding region: 1-1029 (342 amino acids)
Biological process (GO): proteolysis
Molecular function (GO): serine-type endopeptidase activity
Source: RefSeq, a predicted model, not a curated record
AUGAUGUUCAAAUUAAUAUUGGCAGUCAUUCUCCACUUUUUUGUAAUCUGCCAUGCAGGUACAGUAUUGGAAAAAUUGGCUAUAAUGAAUGGCACUGUAGCUACUGAAGGUCAAUUUCCAUAUCAAGUUGGAAUACAAUGGACUUACGGGGGAUCACACUUUUGUGGAGGGUCCAUAAUAAAUAAGCGCUAUAUAUUGACUGCCGCUCAUUGCAUAUAUAAUGAUCCAUUUGAAAAUUCAAAAACAUCAACCUCAGAUAAUGAAAAUUUUUAUUAUGAUAAUUUUAGUUCCAAGGCAUUGAACUAUGAAAGCUCUGAUUCAACUCUUGCAAAUUCAAAUUAUGAAAAUUCUGACCUUGAGAGCUCAACUUCCGAAGGUUCAGGUGAAUCAAAUUAUGAGGGAAAAAAUGAGGAUGAUGGCAUAUUAGAUCCAAAAUCUAUUAGAAUCUUCGUUGGUGCCAAUAAGUUAAAUGAUAAAAAUGGUAUCAUUUAUAAAGUUGAAAAAAUUAUUAAGCAUAAACACUUCGCAAAUCAUAAAUUCAAAUCUGAAUUAGCUGACAUUGCAUUGAUCCGAGUAACAGAAGAUAUUGUAUUCAAUGAUAAAGUACAGCCAGUAAAGUUGGCUUCUUCAGAAAAUAAAGAAGAUGUACUGCCAGUAGGUGCCUCUGUAUUCAUUGCUGGUUGGGGAUACACGCGUAAAUGCUUGGAUUUUCAUGAAGAAUAUGUCAAUGACUUACGCAUGGCUAAGAGAACGAUUUAUGAUUUCGAUAAAUGUCAAUCCGAGUACUUACAGGAUAGUCUUAAAAAAUUUGAAGAACCAGAAAUACCGCCCGGUAUUCAUCAAGAAGUAAUAUGUUCUGUUGGUUUCCAGUACAGUUGCAUGGGAGAUUCUGGUAGUCCGGUAGUUGACGAAAGAGGUUUUCAAGUGGGCAUUGUAAGUUUCAGUGAAGAUCUCCUUCCAGAUGUCCAUACGAGUGUGAAGUUUUACUCACAAUGGAUCGCUGGUAAUUCCAUAAUAACAGAAAAAUAA